Gongylonema pulchrum is the source of this 150-nucleotide messenger RNA. Lineage: Eukaryota; Metazoa; Nematoda; Chromadorea; Rhabditida; Gongylonematidae. The record is from the annotation of a GenBank genome assembly.
AUGUUCAUCAUGGUGAUUGUCUUGGCUAUAUUGGCCAUCAUUCUUGUAUUCGAGUGCGUAAUUGGCUUGGUGAGGAUUAACAGGGCGAAGAAGAAAAUUGCCGCAGCGGCUGCUUCUGUAGAAGAGGAAGCAACAACUGAAGGUAAGUAG